Opisthorchis viverrini is the source of this 762-nucleotide messenger RNA. RefSeq lists its product as hypothetical. The transcript is spliced from 3 exons. The record is from RefSeq and is a predicted model, not a curated record. NCBI's taxonomy places the organism in Eukaryota, Metazoa, Platyhelminthes, Trematoda, Opisthorchiida, Opisthorchiidae. Bases 1 to 762 code for a protein of 253 amino acids.
AUGCCAGCAGGAACCUUCGCAAAAUUUCUUCCGAUGGUCCCUCCCCUCUGGACUUCUAAAGUGCCCGCUUCAGAGUGUCAAGAAAGCAUUCCGCUUGGCCGUUCGACUGUGGAUGAAACGGCUGUGAGCGUGUAUGCGUUAUGCCAUACGACAAAAGUGUGCAAACGCCGACGACGUAAACUGGCUGCCGUUGUCGGAUACAAUAGUCUCUGGCGUCCCAAAACGACUGAACAAUCGCCGGAGUUCCAGGCCUGUAAUGACGGUUGUGGGGCUGUUCAACGGAAAAAUUUCCGGCCAUUUGCUCAUGCGGACACAAUCGUAGCCCAGGACCUCGACAGCAGAAGCCGCAAACUUGACGGAAGCAAACCGAAAAAUCUCAUGUACACCCAGUUGCCCAUCCGGAUCGCGAGCGACGCGGGUGCCUACAUAAACACGGAAAAAGACGACUGCAGCCAAAUAAGCCAUGUGGGAUUCGCCGAAUCAGGGAAAAGGCUGGUGCGAGGCCCAUGGGUGCGACAUCAGAAGAAUAAGUUCUCGGUAUUGCCACUCAGCGCACGGGGCAUCACGGAGACAUCUUUUCCUUUGAAAAGCGCAAAAGUGACCAAAAAACUAAACAUACGAAUUCUUGUAUCUAACUCUCGAUCAUCAACAUAUGAGGCCUCCCAAAAAUUGGAAAUAAAAGAGCUACAAGUAGCAACGUCCGAAAUUUCCAUAUACGGGGUAAAACCUCGGCCCCAUUGGUUGAAAGCUUGCGUAAACUGA